This is a messenger RNA of Pomacea canaliculata, 1759 nucleotides long. RefSeq names its product programmed cell death protein 2-like. NCBI's taxonomy places the organism in Eukaryota, Metazoa, Mollusca, Gastropoda, Architaenioglossa, Ampullariidae. The record is from RefSeq and is a predicted model, not a curated record. Gene Ontology annotation, cellular component: cytoplasm. The transcript has 7 exons. The coding region runs from base 256 to 1530 and encodes 424 amino acids.
GGCUAAGGGUUCAUGAGGAUUAUAAUAUCGCUAUUAUCCUGUUCUCAUUGAUUGUAGGUCAUUAAAUUAAUUCUUUCAACGCAAGUAACUAUGUCCAUGAAUGACGUUGUCUCCCUUAGUGCCAUCAAGGGAAAGCAAUCUAAUGCAAUAGAUGAGCAACAUGGCUGUCUUGCUUGGUUUAACGCACAGUGACUGUAAGAUAGAAGAUGAGGACCAGAUCACAUGGCAUACAAAUAAAAUUGGAGGCUUCCCGAAAUGGAUCAACAACAUGACAGAACCUGUGAAAUGUACCCUUGUGGUCAAUUAAUGUCACUGGCAGUACAAAUCUAUUGCCCUCUGAAUGGAUCUCCAUACCACAGAUGUCUGUAUGUGUUUGCUUGUUUGGGAAAGACAUGUUACAGAGAGAGUCAUGGAUGGAGAGUAUUCCGAUCCCAACUCUUAGAUGAAUCUGUAUCAUACAAUUAUGUCUCAAAUAUAAAGUCAGAUCAGAAGGACAAUAAGGAUGUCUGGGGUGAAGGUCAAGACAGCUGGGGUGAUGGUCAAGACAACUGGGGUGAUGACCAAGAGGACUGGGGGGAAACCCCUCAAGGUAAUUUGAACUGCAAGUUUGAUUUUCAUGAGGGAGCUCAAGAAUACCUUGAAAAUGAAGCAAAACAAUGGGGACAAGAAGAUAAAGAAAGUGUAAAAACGGUUCUUCAGAACACCAUUGUUCCCACCGUGAUGACUGAAGAAUCUGAUGAUGUGAACAAGGACAAGUGUUUAACAUCCCGACAACCAUUAGAAGGCAUUGAAGCUUUAGCACAGUUGAGUGUUAAAGACCCAUCUGAUUGUGGCAAUACCCAGCUAGAUAGCAGUCCCAGCUCUGAGGUCAUAUCUUCAGAGGAGCUGUUGGUUGAUGAGGAAGGAAUUCACAGGAUGAUGGAGCUGAUGGCGGUUCCAGAAAGGGACAAACCAAAAGAAAUGCAGACAAUAUGUGCAAACAAUGUUGUUUGUCUCCCAGCCUACUACAUUAACGUCUUUGAAGAAACAACAGAUGAUUCCGAACUGACAAGCCAUGUAGCAAGCCUAUUGCAUAAUUAUGAGGAGAAAGAAGGGAAGAAAGUCCAGGCUCUUGUGGAAGAGAACAGAAUGGCUCAAAGACAAGGGACAACCAUUAUAGAAACAUAUGAGAAGGCAGAUGUUCCACAUGGUGAUUAUCAGUGCCACAAGUUUAUAAUGCGACUUAAGCUUUGCCCAGAGCAGUGUAUCAGGUACCAGUGGAAUGGAUCACCACUGCUAAUAUCUCAACCAAAAGAUGGAAAACUUGCAGUAGAAAAUUGUUCUUCUUGUGGAGGAACCCUUGUGUUUGAGCUUCAGCUUGUCCCUCCAAUUCUUCAGUUUCUUAGAUUUCCAGGACAAAGUGAGCCUGCAGUGGAGUUUGGGACAGUACUUAUUUUCACAUGCAAGUCAAGCUGCUGGUCUCAAGCUGACAUGUGGAAAGAAGAACAAGUUGUACUUCAGCCUGACCCUGAUCAAUAUCUACUUCGAUAAUUUUUUUUACAUGUAAUGAAUCAGAUGUACAGCUAAAAGUGUCUGAAGAGAAAAUAAAACUUGUAGUUUUGUAUGAACUCAAUAAUUAUUGUAAAAUAAAUGUUAAUUUGCUUUUUUUUAAGAAUCUGUUAUGUUUAUGUGACUUCAUGGUAACUUUCAAAGAUGAAUGUGACAAACUCUUUGUAUCAUAUUGUGGUGUUUAAGCCUGGAUAAAAAAUUUUGUAACAAA